Molecule: messenger RNA, 909 nt
Organism: Lemur catta (Ring-tailed lemur)
Lineage: Eukaryota; Metazoa; Chordata; Mammalia; Primates; Lemuridae
Gene: IAH1
Product: isoamyl acetate hydrolyzing esterase 1 (putative)
Exons: 6
Coding region: 346-756 (136 amino acids)
Molecular function (GO): hydrolase activity, acting on ester bonds
Source: RefSeq, a predicted model, not a curated record
GCCGGACUAUGGCGCUGUGCGAGGCGGUGGGCUGCGGGAGCUCUCUGCUGUGGCCUCGCGUGUUGCUCUUCGGAGACUCCAUCACUCAGUUUUCUUUUCAGCUGCUGAUGGGGAGCGUCGCUGGCUGACAAGCUAGUCAGAAAAUGUGAUGUUCUGAAUCGUGGAUUUUCAGGUUACAAUACCAGAUGGGCCAAAAUUAUCCUUCCAAGAUUAAUCAGGAAAGGGAACAGUUUGGACAACCCAGUAGCAGUGACAAUUUUCUUUGGUGCCAAUGACAGUGCACUAAAAGAUGAGAAUCCCAAGCAACACGUUCCCCUGGACGAGUAUGUUGCGAAUUUGAAGAGUAUGGUGCAGUACCUGAAGUCUGUGGACGUCCCGGAGAACCGAGUCAUUCUUGUCACGCCGCCCCCGCUCUGCGAAACAGCCUGGGAAGCCGAGUGCAUCGUGCAAGGUUGCAAAUUAAAUCGCCUGAACUCAGUUGUUGGUGAAUAUGCCAGUGCGUGUUUACAAGUGGCCCAAGACUGUGGGACUGAUGUACUUGACCUGUGGACCCUGAUGCAGAAGGACAGCCAGGACUUCUCACCCUACUUAUCAGAUGGACUACAUUUGUCACCAAAGGGAAAUGAGUUUGUGUUCUCACAUCUCUGGCCUUUGAUAGAGAAGAAGGUCUCUUCUCUACCUUUGCUGCUUCCUUACUGGCGAGAUGUAGCAGAGGCAAAACCUGAAUUAAGUCUGCUGGGAGACGGAGACCAUUAGCCAAGCACGGGAAACCCAAGUCUGCCUGGCAACUCCCGGCACAUCAAAAGAAGAGUAUUUUAUCGCCUCAAGCUUAAUUAUACCUGUCCUCAUGCCUCUGGAUCAAAAAACACAUUUGUCACCAAUGUUAAUAAAAAUAUUUUUUUCAGGGAA